AUGGCUAGUGCUAAACUGUUCAUAAGAUCAGCCUCCUUAUUGAUAUGUUUGGUGUUCCAGCUCAUCUUCUAUGAGGACAGGAACUUCCAGGGACGCUUCCAUGAGUGCAACAGCGACUCCAGCGACCUGCACACUUACUUCAGCCGCUGCAACUCCAUCAGGGUGGAGGGUGGAUUCUGGGUGAUCUAUGAAAGACCUAACUACAUAGGCUACCAGUAUGUCCUUACCCCAGGGGAGUACCCUGACUACCAACACUGGAUGGCCUUCAACGACACCGUCAGGUCCUGCCGGAUGAUCAGAAAUGUGGGAAACGCCUGGAGAAUGAAAGUGUGGGAGAGGCCUAACUUUGAGGGCCAGAACAUUGAACUGGCAGACAACAUACCGUCGUUCCAUGAGCGCUGGCACAAUCGGGAAGUCAACUCCUGCAAGGUGUUGGAGGGAGCCUGGGUCUUCUACGAGCACCCCAACUACAGGGGGCGCCAGUGGCUGCUGGAAAGGGGAGAGUACAGGCGCUACACUGAGUGGGGAGGCAUGCAGGGCAACGUGGGCUCCGUUCGCCGUGUGAAGGACUUUUAGACACGUCACCUCAGGCUGCUGU
Messenger RNA from Osmerus eperlanus (European smelt), 598 nucleotides. RefSeq names its product gamma-crystallin S-1-like. The record is from RefSeq and is a predicted model, not a curated record. Gene Ontology annotation, molecular function: structural constituent of eye lens. The transcript has 3 exons. Bases 1 to 576 code for a protein of 191 amino acids. NCBI's taxonomy places the organism in Eukaryota, Metazoa, Chordata, Actinopteri, Osmeriformes, Osmeridae. Gene Ontology annotation, biological process: visual perception; lens development in camera-type eye.